Molecule: messenger RNA, 2362 nt
Organism: Nymphalis io (European peacock)
Lineage: Eukaryota; Metazoa; Arthropoda; Insecta; Lepidoptera; Nymphalidae
Gene: ssp6
Exons: 3
Coding region: 163-2025 (620 amino acids)
Molecular function (GO): protein binding
Source: RefSeq, a predicted model, not a curated record
AUUCGCGUUAACGAUUUGUCGCUCCUAACGAAAACUACGCAAGUUGUUGCAAAAUAGCCGUAUUGCGCUUACUUAACCCAAACGUCUAGGCAUGUUUGGUAUCAGUCUAUAAUAUUUGAGUGAAAUGGUGUUGAAAGUGUCUAGGCCUGCAUCAACCUGACAAUGAGUUCGCCUAAGCUUAAUGAGAGAUGUCCGAGCAGCUUAAGCAAUGGCAAGAAACAUCUUAGCACGGAAUCUAAAGAAGACUCGCUCGAUAAUUCUAUUCGCGAGUCGAUAAAAUCAGAAAGAACUGGAACGAAGUCAGAGGAAGAUUGUAGGCGUCGUACUAUCAUUGUCGAAAAGAAAAAUGGAAGCUAUGGCUUUACGUUGCAAAGUUACGGCAUUCAUUACAAAAAGGAACAAGAGAUAGAAGUUAUAACUUAUGUGGACCACGUUGAGUUAGAUGGACCGGCAGCUGCAGCAGGAAUGCGAGAAGGUGAUGUCAUUCUCUCUAUUAACGGGACAGAUGUAGAACGCGCGGAUCAUACAACCAUAGUCACUGCCAUCAAUGGCUGUGACUCUCGCAUGCGAAUCGUUGUUAUUUUUGAAGAUUGUGUACGCAAAGUAGAACUUCACCUAAAAUAUAUUAACAUUCAACGUACUUUGCAAUCUAAGAUGCGAGAGUUUGAGCAACUCAGCGUCCGUGAGAGACAUGUUUUUGACACUAAUUGGAAAACGCACAGCUUGCCUUCUCAGAAGAAAAAGUCUUCUCCUUCAGACAUCAUCUCAGACUCCGAAGAAAAUAAUACCAAUGAAAAUAUUAAUGGUGUUUAUUGCCGGCCUACUCUAUCUAGUGAAAACGUAACUAUUGCUAAGCCGCCUCAACCAAACGUGUUCAUGUACCAAUAUUUGGACCCAAGGUAUGGUGCGUGUAUUAUACAACCAAAUUUACAUACAGGUGGUUUCGUCAUAACUGUAGGUUCACCGAGAAAUAGGCGUGAUUGUCACCAUUACGUAGUAAAGACAUCAACUGAAUGUCAUCGUGUUUCUGAAGCUUAUAAGCCAGCCAAUGGAAAACAUACAAAGACUCACAGAAAUAGUCACAGUCACGGCUGUGCACCUUGCAUGCCCGCCUACAAUAAUCAGGAUGCCAAUAGCCUUGAAGCCUACGACCUUGCUAGCCCUUGUUGUGAUCCUCACUGCGUACCUAAUUCUAGAAAGAAAGUGCGCCGUAAGAAAGAAUCUUCUAAAGAGCAUAAAAGAAAAGAAAAAUAUCAUCAAGUCGAUAAAUCUACACAGAAACCGGAUGCUUGCCCUCACACUCACUCUAAGAAAGUUUGUAGCACAGGUCAAUGUCCCAAUAGAUAUCGUUACCUCGCUACUGAAUCGACACAAACAAGUCAGUGCAGCUUACAGUCAUACGCGACGAGCAAUGCAACCGUACCAUGUGAUAAUUCAGCCUCAAGUUAUAGCACUUCACUUAGCAGUGAUACUCUCUUCUGGGACAAUGACCGUUCCGAAGCAAAAUCCUCGCCAAAAAUUCAGUAUCACAAUUCACACCAACAUGUUAAGCCGAAGUCGUGGGAUAAUUUAGCAACAAAAGCUAUCGGAGGAUAUGGUUUUGGUUACGGUUAUUUAGAUACAACUGUUAAACAUACAAAUAGAUCUAAAAGCCAUGGUCGCAGCCAUAGCGGCCGCAGUGGCCAAACUCAUCAUGAGUACCAACACCACACUCAAGAUAAACAUACACACAGGCAAAACGGAACGCCUCAUCAUUACGUUUAUGGAAGAAGCCAAAGUCAUUGUCCUCCAACUAAAUCUACAGAAAGUUUGAUUGUGGUACCUAAAUACCAAUUAGAAAGCAGUGGAUCGGAAAGUAGAUUGGCUUGCGAUUGUGGCGACUCGGUAGAAUAUUAUCGUCGCAUGGCACCUACGAAAAGCCCCGUCGAAUCUCACACAAGCUAUUACUCACAGCGUUUCGUUUAUCCCGCUCAUUCGUAUAAAAAAAAAGACCCAAACGUUAGUUCAGAAAUAACUAGAUUGUAAGAAGUUCAAACACUGGAUAUUUGCUCAAGUAAAAAUCUACAGCUUAUUCUGCAGUACGAAAUCAAUUUUCUUGAGUAAUUUGUAAGCUUUAGUCAACUUUACUCAAAUAAGGUUCACAAUUUAUAUUAAUAGUAAUAAAUGUAGUUUAAUGGAAAAUAAUAAUGCGUCAUAGUUUUGGUGAUAUUAAUGUAACGAGCACAAGAAAAGGCAAUAUUUUUUCUCAAAAUAAAACUUUACAGCGAAAAUUUUUACAUAGGUAUUUAUGUCAUGAAAUUUUUCUCAUAUUUUGUGAUUUAUAUCGCUGUAUUAAACGGCAGAUUCAACGAUCGUAGGCCCU